Messenger RNA from Melanotaenia boesemani (Boeseman's rainbowfish), 4734 nucleotides. RefSeq names its product Rac/Cdc42 guanine nucleotide exchange factor (GEF) 6 (gene arhgef6). The transcript has 22 exons. NCBI's taxonomy places the organism in Eukaryota, Metazoa, Chordata, Actinopteri, Atheriniformes, Melanotaeniidae. Bases 112 to 2430 code for a protein of 772 amino acids. Gene Ontology annotation, molecular function: protein binding; guanyl-nucleotide exchange factor activity. The record is from RefSeq and is a predicted model, not a curated record.
UUUUUAUGAACUUCUGGCAGAAGUGCGGAUGUGAGUUGCAUAUUGAUACGGAACAGGCUGACAGUUUUCUUUAAGCAAUGCAGGCUUAGGCCAUGAUCGUUUUGUGGAGCUAUGAAUCCAGAGGAGCAGACGGUAACGUGGUUGAUAUCAUUAGGAGUGCUCAGCUCGCCUAAAAAAAACAUAGCGGACCCAGAGGAGUUUCUGAAAACAUCACUGAAGGAUGGGGUCGUCUUGUGCAAGCUCACGGAGCGGCUCGUACCUGGCUUCACUCCUAAGUAUUGCCAGGAUCCCAGAACCGAAGCCGACUGCAUAUCCAACAUCAGGGAGUUUUUAAGAGGAUGCUCGUCCUUGAAAGUAGAGGGUUUUGAACCAGAGUGGUUAUACACCGGCGAGAACUUUGGCAAAGUACUGACUACUUUGCUGGCAGUCAACUUUGCCACUCAAGAUUGUGCUGCUGAGAGAUGUCCACAGUCUGGUUCUUCCUCUCCUAGUCAGGCGACGUCCACACACUCACUGUCCUCUGCCAAAUCCAAAGGCUCUCUGCGCAGACAAUCCAAAUCAGUGGAAAUGUCUGAGAACGGCAGUGCCGGGCAGCUGAUGGUAAAAGCUCGCUUCAACUUUAAGCAGAACAACGAGGACGAGUUGUCGUUCAAUAAAGGUGAAAUGAUCAUUGUGACGCGGCAGGAGGAAGGAGGAUGGUGGGAGGGCACACUUAACAGCAAGACCGGCUGGUUUCCCAGCAACUAUGUCCGUGAGGUCAAACCCUGUGAAAAGUCACUGUCUUCCAAAGGAACUCAGCUGACAAAGAACUACUACAGUGUGGUGGUACAGGACAUUUUGGAGCAUGAGCGGGAGUUUGUUAAAGAGCUACAAACGGUGUUGAGUUGUUACCUACGACCUCUGCAGGCCAGUGACAAGCUGAGCAGCACCGACAGUGCAACGUUGUGUGGAAACCUGGAGGAGAUCCUCACCUUCCAGCAGGGUCUGUGUUUGGCUUUGGAGGAGUGCACUAAGAUCCCAGAGAGUCAGCAGCGAGUGGCGGGCUGCUAUUUAAACCUGAUGUUGCAGAUCAAGAAUCUAUACCUGACUUACUGUUCCAGCCACCCUUCAGCUGUCUGCAUCCUAACUGACCACAGCGAAGAGUUGGACAAGUUCAUGGAAAGCCAGGGAGCAAGCGCACCGGGAAUCCUGGCCCUUACCACCAGCCUCAGUAAGCCCUUCAUGAGGCUUGACAAGUACCCGACCCUCCUGCAGGAGCUAGAAAGACAUGUGGAGGAAGCUCAUCCAGAUUUUGCUGACAUCAUAAAAGCAACAGCAGCGUUUAGGAGCCUAGUGACACAGUGCCAGGACCUGCGGAAGCGCAAGAACCUGGAGCUGCAGAUUUUGUCGGAACCAGUACGGGGCUGGGAGGGAGACAGCAUGAAGAGCCUGGGUCAUGUGGCCUACAUGUCCCAGGUCCAUGUGAGAAAUGGAUGCAGUGAGGAAAAAGAGGAGCGAUACCUAAUGCUUUUCCCUAAUGUGUUAAUUAUGCUCUCAGCCAGUCCUCGGAUGAGUGGCUUUAUUUAUCAGGGCAGACUUCCUCUGACAGGCACCACUGUAACGAGGCACGCAGAAGAUGCAGACACUGCCCACUAUGCAUUUGACAUCACAGGAAGCAUGAUUGAUCGUAUCACAGUGUUCUGCAGCAGUGCCCUGGAUUUACAGGACUGGCUAGAACACCUGCAGCCCUUUACCAAAGGAGGCAGUCCUGCAAGCACCAUUUCAAAGAGUGUAGAUGGUAAGGCACAGAGCAUGGUCGGAACCCCUACACACCUGCCCCAUCUGGGUGGUCUCAGCUCUGCUAGUCGUGGCCCCCUGGAACCACCACAAAUCAGCAAACCCUGGUCUCUCAGCUGUCUACGUCCUGCACCACCUCUCAAACCCUCUGCUGCGCUGGGUUACAAAGAGAGGAUGUCUUAUAUCAUGAAGGACUCAAGUAAGAGCCCGCGGCCUAUGAAGAAGUUCUUGCCAGGCAACAGAAAGAAAGAGCGCAAGCCGUCUGAUGACGAUGUUCAGAUGAGGAAAAGCACGGUCGCUCUGGAGGAGGAUGCUCAGAUUCUUCGGGUGAUUGAGGCUUAUUGCACUGGAGCCAGCCUGCACCAGAGCACCACAGCAGUGCGGAAAGAAUGCGUGCCCCAGGUGCUUCUGCCAGAGGAGGAGAAGAUCAUUGUGGAGGAGAUGAAGAGCAACGGGCAGACAGUUAUUGAAGAAAAGAGCCUGGUUGAUGCUGUGUAUGCUUUAAAGGACGAGGUUCAUGAACUGAAAAAGGAGAAUAGAUGGAUGAAGCAGUUUCUGGAGGAGGAGCAGAAGUCUCGCAAAGAGCUGGAGAGAUUAGUCCGAAAACUAACCAAGCAGAAGAAUGACUGUGGUUGGGAGGACAGCAGCCACUAAGCACAUCCAGUCAACCAUCCUCACCCUCUCGUGGCUGCGCUUCUAAGGCUAAAUUCGUUUGAGCAGGCUUGCCAAAGGGCAGGCGUUUGUGUGUGUGCAUUUGCGUAUCUAUGUUGCGUCUUCACAUUUCAGCCCUCUCUGGUGACAAGACUUGGAGCUUCUCUGCUUCCAGGUCUGGAGCUUGAUUUGACAUUACAAUGAAAUCUGAUCCAUCUUCCUGAUCAGCCUCACUAGACAAGCCUACAUCUUCCUGAAGCAGCUCAAACCAAGAUUUUUCAAACAAGAUGUCCCACAGUGACUGGCACUGUGAAGUCAACCCAGCAAAUGGAACAUUUUUGGAUGAGGACUAAACAAGCUCUCCAUGGUUUCUUUUGCUUUAUUUGGAAAUAUCAAAGGAGUACGAAGCCAUUAAGUCUAAUGUGUUGUCUUGCAUGCACUUCUUUUACAACAUGUACUGAUUAUAUUCUGUUUAAAUCAUUUUUUGUUUGUUAUAGAGCUUCCCAGUGGGAAGAUGGACCUGUUGUGCUGUCAUGAUUAACUUUUUUUUUAUAUUUACAUCAAAUAAGCCCAGGCUUUUUGUGGCCAUUUAAGCAAUUCAAAAAAGGUGAGCUCCUCAUCUUUAAUUCACUUUCAAAAUGCAGCUGUUGACUGUUUAUUUAAAAACUGCAUGAAUGUACAGUGUUUCUACAGUAUGACUUCUGCAUCAGAAAUGUGAUUAAUCUCAAUAUAUUUGAAUAUAGACUCCAAAGCUAUCAGGGAUGCAUCUGCUUAAUAGAAUAGGAAAGUCUUAGCUCAGUACCAUUUAAUAUUACUAAAAUACACAAAUAAAGACAAAAGGUAACCUUUAGUCUUUAAACUAAAAUAUAUUCAAGAAUAAUGUUAACAUAUUGAAUAUAUAUCAUUACUUUAUUAUGGAUAAAAAAAAGCUUUAUUUAUUGUUAACCCAAGCAUAUAACUGUGGUAUUAGCCUUAUAGUUAAAGCUCUGCUGCCUUCAUGUUUCUCUGGAAAUUUAAUUAUAUUACACUGAUGUAUAAAGGCAGAAAAGAAUCUUCCUGUUUUAGUUAAGGGAAGCAUAAACGCAAACUUUUUUGUUUCACCUUAAAAGAGGAAAAUCACCUUAAGUAAUGAGAGAAUUGAGAAUUGCUUAGAGAAUUGAGAGGUUUUAGUUUGGUUGGUUCCUGCAGAACUUAUGGAGACAAGCUGAGGAAAUAAUCAGACAGGUGUUUAUAUAUUGGUGUCAUUCUUGAAUGUUUAAGUGCCUCCCAAAGGGGUCAGUAAGAGAGCUUAAGACUGGUUGGGACUGUAUGUGUAAAUUAUAUUCGAACUAUGAGCUGUUGUUUGUUAUGAUUUGUAUGUCUAGAGUCUAAAAGCCAACAGGGCUUUGCAUGCCAUUUAAGAUGCGGCUUCUUUCAGAGGAGCCACAGCGGUACAUUUCCUCAUGAGGUUGAGCGUGUGCACUGACAACACUGUUAUCUAGUCUUGCUGCACUGCAAAGAGAGGCAGUGAAUGUUUCAGAAAUGCAAUAAAUGACUGUUUUACUAACUGACCUCUGGCUAAGCCCCCGCACUAGUUGGUCAGAUAUGCAGAAAUGGCAAUAAUAAUGAAUGAAUAAACCCAGUUUGGUAUCCAAAAAAGGGCCAGACUUUGUGACUCAGCCACCACACAGUCUGCCCCUUUAUUUGCUUUUAUUUAAUUAAGUCUCUUAGUAAAAACUAACCCCCCCUUUUUUUUGUAACCUUUUUUUACUAUUUUUUUAAUUAACAAAUUAUUCAAAUAAUAGCAACAGUCCCUGCAUGGGUGGUGCUGUCUUGUGCAUGCACUUCUGUACAGGAACUUCAGAGCAUUCAUUGUGUAACUGGUUCGUCUGCAUAUGCUCUGUUAUUCUCAAAGGCACUUCUGUUUAAUGCUUGCUGUGCUGUUAGAGCUGAUCUUUAAUUGUAAAUUCUUUCAGGGCACCUGUUCAGCAGGCAGAUUCUUUAGCGUUCCUGCCAAUUCCUGUUCAGUUGUGUGUCUCAGUCUCACCUCGUGUUUGUUGCUGAGAUUAACAUCUCCUCUGUUUUUCUGUGAAAAAAUGUUUUCAAGUCAUCAAGCACCACACACUGUUAUCUGAAAUUCCCCAUAGCCUCUGAGCACUUACUGGUGGGAAGAGAUGAACUCCAGUUCUUUUAAGAUUUUAUCUCCAGACCACUGUGUUUUAUUUGUUUUUAAAAAGGUUGUUCUAUGCAAUCAUUGUUGCAACUAUUCAUUUUUUGUUGUCCUUUUUUUCUAGACACCCUGUACUUUGUUUGGUAUGAUUGUUCUUU